Molecule: messenger RNA, 1295 nt
Organism: Lineus longissimus
Lineage: Eukaryota; Metazoa; Nemertea; Pilidiophora; Heteronemertea; Lineidae
Product: receptor-type tyrosine-protein phosphatase beta-like
Exons: 6
Coding region: 1-1113 (370 amino acids)
Molecular function (GO): protein binding
Source: RefSeq, a predicted model, not a curated record
AUGGAACACUGGUUCAUCAUCGUGUCUUUUGUUCUCAACUUAUCGUUGUUUCCAGUUGGAGCUGCUCCGACCUAUGAUUACACAUCCGAAGAUCUUCCAGAAUUGUGGAAAGUAGGACACAUGUAUAUCGGGAUAGAUUACGUUACAACGACAACAGCAAAGGUCUCAUGGAGCAGACUAGCGGGAAACUUCGAAUUUUACAGAAUCCAAAUAACGCCGAUGGGAAGUGGGGCAAAGGUGCACCCAAGCAUCAUAGCAUCCAUAUCUCCCGACCUCGACGUUUCUAUCACGAAGCUUAUACCCGGUUAUUGGUAUGUGGUGGAAGUUAUGGUCGUGAGGGGGGCUCAUGAAAGCUUGGUGACAUCGACAGGAUUCUACGCCAGGCCACAGUCCGUUGACCCGGCGACAAUAAACUUUAGAAGGAUCACAGCAACAAGUGCGGACAUAAGCUGGAAACCGGUGACUGGCAACUUGGACUACUAUGUUGUGGAGACGAGCCAAGAGGCAGCAAUCACAGGUUCCAUUGGGAGGAAGAAAGUAGUACGGACCUCGCGGGCGACUCUGAAAGGGCUGGUCCCCGGAAUCGCGUAUACAGUCACCAUUACCACGAAAGUUGGCUCGACAAAAAGCAAAACAUGCAGAAAAACAUUCUCGACGAAGUUGCCAAGUACAUUGCCACCAGAACCAACCCACAUCUCAGAGAUAUUGAAAACCUCAACUACAUGUACGGUAAUCAACAGGCCAGCCUCAGUGCGUCAUAACAUCACAAUUAAACCACGUGAUAAGACAACCAAGCCACGAACCAUUUCAUCGUACACGAUACCACCGACAGUAAAGUGGCCGAAUAUUGUAAAUCGAACAGGAAUAGUUCCAGCAUCUUCGGAGCCACACUCGGGUUACAAUAUUAUCAUUUCUGUAACCGUUGUUGUGGUACUAAUGGCAGUAGGUGUUUCUCUUGUCAUCGGUUUAGUGUUAAGACAGAAUGGCGCUGCCUGCUGGACAAGCAAAGGAAACGCUGGUGAAGAUUGCGGGGCCACAAUGAGUAACCCAACGUAUGAAAAUUGUCAGCAUCUUUCUUCAGUGAUCUACGACGAUUUACCCGGAACGAUAUAGCAACUACCCUCAAAUUGGCCAAGCAAGAAUGAAAGUACAUGUAUUCGUCUGUGGACUUUCCGGGGCGGCUAGCCACUUGUUUGUCUAUACCAACAUCUUAACGUGGGUCUAUGUUGGAAACCUACCGUGUCAUGUAAAAAUAUUUAUUACAGACAUUUUAGUGCUAAACAAUAAAAAAAGCA